Molecule: messenger RNA, 2747 nt
Organism: Macaca mulatta (Rhesus monkey)
Lineage: Eukaryota; Metazoa; Chordata; Mammalia; Primates; Cercopithecidae
Gene: INTS9
Product: integrator complex subunit 9
Biological process (GO): snRNA 3'-end processing
Cellular component (GO): integrator complex
Source: RefSeq, a predicted model, not a curated record
GACAUGAUAUCAUGCUGGGGUGGAGAGGGCGGCGGGGAUGAAUUUGAGCUGACGGAAGGAGGCGUCCGCAGAGGAAACGGAGGAAAAGGAAAGGCGACCACAGUUCCCAUGGUGCCUGGAGGGGAGACUACAUUUCCUAUGAUUCCCCUGGAAGGGACGUAAGAAUGAAAGACUGCAAGUCCCGCGAUGCUCUGGGCUGGCAGGUGGCGGAGAUUGCACCGGAAGACGCUUCCUGCGUUUGAGGAGUUCAGUGACUGCUAUUGAACCACCAAAAGUCCAUUAUGAAACUGUAUUGCCUGUCAGGGCACCCAACCUUACCAUGCAAUGUGCUCAAAUUCAAAUCAACCACCAUUAUGUUGGAUUGUGGACUGGACAUGACGUCUACCCUCAAUUUCCUUCCUUUGCCACUUGUUCAAAGUCCCAGGCUGUCCAGUCUUCCUGGCUGGUCCCUGAAGGAUGGAAAUGCUUUCUUGGACAAGGAGCUAAAGGAGUGCUCGGGUCAUGUAUUUGUGGAUUCUGUGCCUGAAUUCUGUUUACCAGAGACCGAGCUAAUAGAUCUGUCUACGGUAGAUGUGAUUCUCAUCUCUAACUAUCACUGUAUGAUGGCGCUGCCAUACAUCACCGAGCACACUGGCUUCACGGGCACAGUGUAUGCCACGGAACCGACCGUCCAGAUCGGCAGGCUUCUCAUGGAAGAGCUGGUGAAUUUCAUUGAAAGAGUGCCAAAGGCUCAGUCUGCCUCCUUGUGGAAGAAUAAGGACAUUCAGAGGCUGUUACCUUCUCCUCUCAAGGAUGCAGUGGAAGUGUCAACCUGGAGAAGAUGCUAUACAAUGCAAGAGGUGAACUCUGCCCUUAGUAAAAUCCAGCUGGUGGGAUAUUCUCAGAAAAUUGAGCUUUUUGGUGCAGUCCAGGUGACGCCUCUGAGCUCUGGCUAUGCCCUUGGGAGCUCCAACUGGAUCAUCCAGUCUCAUUACGAGAAAGUGUCUUAUGUCUCUGGAUCCUCCUUGCUUACCACACACCCCCAGCCCAUGGACCAAGCUUCUCUCAAAAACAGCGAUGUUCUUGUCCUGACAGGGCUUACCCAGAUCCCCACUGCAAACCCAGAUGGCAUGGUGGGAGAAUUCUGCAGCAACCUAGCUCUGACAGUCCGCAAUGGAGGAAACGUGUUGGUUCCCUGCUACCCUUCUGGAGUGAUCUAUGACCUCCUGGAGUGCCUGUAUCAGUACAUCGACUCAGCUGGGCUCUCCAGCGUCCCCCUCUACUUCAUCUCCCCUGUGGCCAACAGUUCACUGGAGUUUUCCCAGAUCUUUGCUGAGUGGCUUUGUCACAACAAACAGAGUAAGGUGUAUCUUCCAGAACCACCUUUUCCUCAUGCAGAGCUCAUUCAGACCAAUAAGCUGAAGCACUACCCCAGCAUCCACGGAGACUUCAGCAACGACUUCAGACAGCCCUGUGUGGUGUUCACCGGGCACCCUUCCCUCCGCUUCGGGGACGUGGUCCACUUCAUGGAGCUCUGGGGAAAAUCUAGUCUCAACACCGUCAUAUUCACGGAACCAGACUUCUCCUACCUGGAAGCCCUGGCUCCUUACCAGCCGCUGGCCAUGAAAUGCAUCUACUGCCCCAUCGACACCCGGCUGAACUUCAUCCAGGUGUCAAAGCUGCUUAAAGAAGUGCAGCCCCUGCAUGUGGUGUGUCCCGAGCAGUACACCCAGCCGCCCCCAGCCCAGUCCCACAGGAUGGACCUCAUGAUCGACUGCCAGCCCCCUGCCAUGUCCUAUCGGCGGGCCGAGGUCCUCGCCCUGCCCUUCAAACGCCGGUACGAGAAGAUCGAGAUCAUGCCAGAGCUCGCAGAUUCACUGGUGCCCAUGGAGAUCAAGCCUGGCAUCUCCUUGGCAACCGUCUCGGCCGUGCUGCACACCAAAGAUAACAAGCACUUGCUUCAGCCCCCUCCUCGGCCCGCCCAGCCCACCAGUGGGAAGAAGAGAAAGCGGGUGAGCGAUGAUGUCCCGGACUGCAAAGUCCUGAAGCCUUUGUUGAGCGGUUCCAUCCCCGUGGAGCAGUUUGUGCAGACCCUGGAGAAGCAUGGCUUCAGUGAUAUUAAGGUGGAGGACACAGCCAAGGGCCAUAUCGUCCUGCUCCAGGAAGCUGAGACGCUCAUCCAGAUUGAAGAAGACUCGACCCAUAUCAUCUGCGACAAUGACGAGAUGCUCAGAGUGCGACUGCGGGACCUGGUCCUCAAAUUCUUACAGAAGUUCUGAGUGGGCCGCCUGAGCCACUUCCCUGAAAUCCUGCAGGCCCUCACUGGCUGCCCUCACAAGCCACCUGACGAGUGGCAUGAGAGGCCGUUAACCAUGUCUUUGUGGUGUCCUCUGGCUUAAGGAGUGAAGAGGUGGCUCUUGAGGGAAAUGGUCUGGACUUACUCCCAGCACUGUUUCAGGCAAGAACUUUCCCUUUCAACUUCAGGCUAAUUUCUUCUCAACUCUGGCUCUCCCGAGGAGCUGAAGGGUGGCAGAAGUGGAACGGAAGCAGUUUUCCAAGAGGCUCAUGGGAGCCAGGGAGGCGGAGAUGACCGGCUGGCUGUCUCACAUGGGUCCCAGGCCUCGGGCAGGGGAGCCAGCCUUUGGUUUCGUUUACUUGCCUACAGUGCUGCACCCAAUAAGAUGAUCCCAAAAUAUGGUAAAGUGAACCCAUCUAUCUGCAUUUUCUACUCUGAGCACAUUGGUUAAUAAAAACUUAUUUUUAUAUAA